This is a messenger RNA of Punctularia strigosozonata HHB-11173 SS5, 2689 nucleotides long. Its product is annotated as transketolase. Gene Ontology annotation, biological process: pentose-phosphate shunt. Lineage: Eukaryota; Fungi; Basidiomycota; Agaricomycetes; Corticiales; Punctulariaceae. Gene Ontology annotation, molecular function: transketolase activity. The record is from RefSeq and is a predicted model, not a curated record. Gene Ontology annotation, cellular component: cytosol. The transcript has 18 exons. The coding region runs from base 11 to 2065 and encodes 684 amino acids.
GCGAGCAGCCAUGUCUUCGUUUACCCCAGAGCCCACGGACGACGUCUGCAUUGCGACCAUCCGCACCCUCGCUGCCGAUGUUGUUGGCAAGGCCAACUCUGGCCAUCCUGGUGCCCCCAUGGGCAUGGCCCCGGUAGCCCAUGUCCUGUUCUCAAGGUUUCUCAACGCCAACCCGAAGAACUCCAAAUGGUUCAACCGCGAUCGAUUCGUGCUUUCCAAUGGUCAUGCUUGUGCUCUGCAGUACAUCCUCCUCCAUCUACUCGGCUACAAACUCUCCAUGGACGACCUCAAACAGUUCCGUCAGCUUGAUUCGCUCACUCCCGGUCACCCUGAGGCAGGACACACCGAUGGUAUCGAGGUAACUACUGGUCCUCUGGGUCAGGGUUUUGCCAACGCUGUCGGUCUGGCCAUUGCCCAAACGCACCUCGGAGCUGUCUACAACAAAGAUGGCUACGAUCUCAUCAACAACUACACUUACAUGUUCACCGGCGAUGGUUGCUUGAUGGAGGGUGUUGCUAGCGAAGCUGCUAGUCUUGCGGGUCAUCUGCAGCUCGGAAACCUCAUCGCUAUCUACGAUGACAACCACAUCUCCAUCGACGGUGACACUGCUGUUGCGUUCACUGAGAACGUUGAGCAGCGCUUCCUCGCGUACGGCUGGCAGGUCCUCCAUGUCGACAACGGCGAUAAUGACCUCGCCGGCAUUUAUAACGCCAUUGCUGAAGCCCGCAAGGAGAAGAGCAAGCCUACCAUCAUUCGUCUCCGCACCACGAUCGGUUACGGCUCCAAGCAGCAGGGCACUCACGGCGUCCACGGCUCACCGCUCAAGGCCGACGAUAUAAUCCAGCUCAAGGCCAAGUUCAACUUCCCGACCGACCAGGCCUUCCACGUCCCGAAGGAGACCUACGACACCUACGCCGCCGUCGCCGCGCGCGGCGCCAAGCUCGAGUCCGAAUGGAACAAGCUCCUCUCCGCCUACUCCGAGAAGUUCCCGAAGGAGUAUGCCGAGCUCACCCGCCGCAUCGCUGGCAAGCUCCCCGACGGUUGGCAGAAGAGCCUGCCCGUGUACAAGCCCUCCGACGCGGCGCAGGCGAGCCGGAAGCUCAGCGAGAUCGUCCUCACUGCGAUCACGCCCGUGCUACCCGAGAUGGUCGGCGGCUCGGCCGACUUGACUGGCAGCAACUUGACGCGGACGAAGGCGAUGGUCGACUUCCAGCCACCGAGCACCGGCCUUGGAAACUACGCUGGCACGUAUAUUCGCUAUGGUGUGCGUGAGCAUGGUAUGGGCGCCAUCGGCAACGGUCUCGCCGCGUACGGUGGUAUCAUCCCCUUCGUCGCGACUUUCAUGAACUUCGUGUCGUACGCCGCCGGUGCCGUCAGGCUUUCUGCAUUGAGCCAUCACCAGGUGAUCUGGGUUGCAACCCACGAUUCCAUCGGUCUCGGUGAGGACGGCCCAACCCAUCAGCCCGUUGAGACAGCGGUGCACCUGCGCGCGAUCCCCAACCUCGCCUUCUGGCGCCCGGCCGACGGCAACGAGACCUCGGCCGCGUACCUCGUCGCCCUCGAAUCCUCGCGCACGCCGUCCGUGCUCUCCCUCUCCCGCCAGAACCUGCCGAACCUCGAGGGGUCGACGAUCGAGCGCGCGAGCAAGGGCGGCUACGUGCUGUACGAGGUCGACAACGAGGACCUCACAAUUGUCUCGACCGGGAGCGAAGUGAGCAUCGCGCUCGCCGCGGCGGGCAAGCUCAAGGAGCAGGGCAUCAAGACGCGCGUCGUCAGCUUGCCGUGCUGGCUCGUGUUCGACCAGCAGCCGGAGGAGUACCGGCUUAGCGUGCUCCGCAGCGGCGCUCCCAUCCUCUCGCUGGAGGCGCUCUCGACCGUCGGCUGGGCCAAGUACAGCCACGAGCAGUACGGUCUCACCGGGUGGGGAAUGUCGGCGCCGUACCAGAAGAUUUACGAGCGCGUGGGCAUCACCCCCGACAACAUCGCCGUUGUUGGCAAAAAGGUCGUGGACUUCUACAAGAAGAAGGGCGGUGAGGUCAUCUCUCCGCUCGUGAAGGCCUUUUAGGAGGGGUGCAUUGCGAAUCUUCUCAGGACCUUGGGGUUUAGUGAAGCAUCGAUAGAAAUUGUAACCUAUUCCUCGCUUUGAAUGUGCGCAUGAAACAAUGGUGGAUAGCACUCCCGAGUUCGAAAGUAAAUGGCCGUAAAUUAUAGGAUGACAAGCGCAAAGUAUAAUCGCAGGCCGGUGAUUGGCCCAACAGCGGUAAUUGUCUAAUAUGCCAUGACCGGCGUCUACUUCGUGCGCUUGACCUCCAGAGUGUCCCAGAUCUGCCGCUCGGUCAGCUCCUUCUCCACAUCCGCGACGUGAGGUUUGAGGUAGCGAACAUCCUCGCUGGGCUUCGUCCAUGCCUCCUUCGGAAGAUUCGUGUGCAGGAUGCUUUGUUGCGACGCCCGUUUGAAACGAUACGCGCGGUCGUAAGCUUCGCGAGGAGUCAAGCGGCGGACAGCCCGCUCAACGGGCUCGUUCUCCUCGACCAGAAGGUCAUCGUAUUUCAGGCCAACUUUGCGGUACCCGGCGAGGUCAGCGUACCAAUUGGCGAUGGGCUUAAGCCAGGAGUAGAGGGUGCGCGAGGCGCGCACUUGCGACGCAAAGGAAGGUCCGAGGGCGCCGAACAUCGUUGGAGUCGAUGAA